Ochotona curzoniae (black-lipped pika) is the source of this 2292-nucleotide messenger RNA. RefSeq names its product membrane primary amine oxidase-like. Gene Ontology annotation, biological process: response to antibiotic; amine metabolic process. The record is from RefSeq and is a predicted model, not a curated record. The transcript has 4 exons. NCBI's taxonomy places the organism in Eukaryota, Metazoa, Chordata, Mammalia, Lagomorpha, Ochotonidae. Gene Ontology annotation, cellular component: plasma membrane; endoplasmic reticulum; Golgi apparatus. Bases 1 to 2292 code for a protein of 763 amino acids. Gene Ontology annotation, molecular function: copper ion binding; quinone binding; primary methylamine oxidase activity.
AUGAACCAGAAGACCACCCUGGUGCUCCUUGCUCUGGCUGUCAUCACCAUCAUUGCCUUGAUUUGUGGCCUGCUGGUAGGCAGGGGUACAAGUGGGGAUGAACCCAGCUCACCGCCCCAUUGUCCCUUGGGGACUCCCAGCGCCCAGACCUGGCCACACCCCGACCGGAGCCAGCUCUUCUCAGACCUGAACCCAGAUGAGCUGACAGCUGUCAUGAGCUUUCUGAGGCAGCAGCUGGGGCCAGGGCUGGUGGACGCGGCCCAGGCCCAGCCCUCAGACAACUGCGUGUUCUCGGUGGAGUUGCAGCUGCCCCCCAAGGCUGCGGCCCUGGCUCACCUGGACAGAGGAGGCCCCCCACCGACCCGUGAGGCACUGGCCAUUGUCUUCUUUGGUGCCCAGGCCCAGCCCAACGUGAGUGAGCUGGUGGUGGGGCCUCUGCCCCGACCCAGCUAUGUGCGGGAUGUGACAGUGGAGCGGCACGGGGGCCCCCUGCCUUACCACCGGCGCCCUGUGCUGGCCCGAGAGUACCUGGAGAUAGAAAACAUGCUGUUCGACAGAGAGCUGCCCCGGGCUGCUGGCCUGCUGCACCACUGCUGCUUCUAUACUUCUGGGGGACGCAACCUUGCUUUGUUGACGGCUGCUCCUCGUGGGCUGCGAUCUGGGGACCGGACCACCUGGUUUGGCCUCUACUACAACAUCUCAGGGGCUGGGUUUUACCUGAACCCUGUGGGCUUGGAGCUUCUGGUCAACCACAAGGCGCUGAACCCUGCCCACUGGUACAUCCAGAAGGUAUUCUAUCAAGGCCGCUACUACGAGAGUCUGGCCCAGCUGGAGGAGCAGUUUGAGGCCGGCAUGGUGAAUGUGGUGCUGAUCCCUAACAAUGGCACAGGUGGGUUGUGGUCCCUGAAGUCCCAGGUGCCCCCAGGCCCGGCCCCACCUCUGCAGUUCCACCCCCAGGGUCCUCGCUACAGUGUGCAGGGGACUCGUGUGGCCUCCUCCCUGUGGACUUUCUCCUUUGGCCUGGGAGCCUUCAGUGGCCCGAGGAUCUUUGACAUCCGCUUCAAGGGAGAACGGCUGGCUUACGAGAUCAGCCUCCAGGAGGCUGUGACCAUCUACGGAGGGAAUUCUGCAGCAGCGAUGCUGACCCGCUACCUGGACGGCGGCUUUGGCAUGGGCAAAUACACCACGCCCCUGACUCGCGGGGUGGACUGCCCCUACCUGGCCACCUACGUGGACUGGCACUUCCUUCUGGAGUCCCAGACGCCCAAGACAGUGCGCGAUGCCUUCUGUGUGUUUGAACAGAAUCAGGGCCUCCCCUUGAGACGGCAUCACUCAGAUCUUCUGUCUUACUACUUUGGUGGUCUUGUGGAGACGGUGCUGGUCUUUAGAUCUGUGUCCACCUUGCUCAACUACGACUAUGUGUGGGACAUGAUGUUCCACCCCAAUGGGGCUGUGGAGGUCAAGUUCCAUGCCACAGGCUACAUCAGCUCGUCCUUCCUCUUUGGUGCUUACCAAGGGUUUGGGAACCGAGUCGGGCCUCACACGCUGGGCACUGUCCACACCCACAGUGCCCACUACAAGGUGGAUCUGGAUGUAGCAGGGCUGAAGAACUAUGUCUGGGCUGACGACAUGGCCUUUGUGCCCUCGCCUGUGCCCUGGAACCCUGAGCACCAGAUGCAGAAGCUGCAGGUGACACGGAAACUGCUGGCCACGGAAGAUCAGGCUGCCUUCCCGCUGGGCGGUGGCACCCCUCGUUAUGUGUACCUGGCCAGCAACCACAGCAACAAAUGGGGCCACCCCAAGGGCUACCGCAUCCAGAUACUCAGCUUUUCUGGCGAGCCGCUGCCCCGGGACAGCCUGUUGGAGAGAGCUUUCAGCUGGGGGAGGUACCAGCUAGCUGUGACGCAGCGGAAGGACAAGGAACCCAGAAGCAGCAGCGUCUUCAAUCAGAAUGACCCCUGGGCCCCCACAGUGGACUUCGCAAAAUUCAUCAACAAUGAGACGAUUGCCGGGGAGGACUUGGUGGCCUGGGUGACCGCUGGCUUUCUGCACAUCCCACACGCCGAGGACAUUCCCAACACGGUGACCGUGGCCAACGGCGUGGGCUUCUUCCUCCGACCCUACAACUUCUUUGACGAGGACCCCUCCUUCUACUCGGCAGACUCGGUUUACUUCCAGGAGGACCAGGAUGCUGAGGCCUGUGCCGUCAACCCCCUGGCCUGCCUGCCCCAGGUCGCGGCCUGUGCCCCCGAGCUCCCUGCCUUCACCCAUGGGGGCUUCACUCACAACUAG